Caenorhabditis auriculariae is the source of this 2724-nucleotide messenger RNA. The record is from the annotation of a GenBank genome assembly. NCBI's taxonomy places the organism in Eukaryota, Metazoa, Nematoda, Chromadorea, Rhabditida, Rhabditidae.
AUGGCUAAAGCAAACGCAGUUGGUAUCGAUCUCGGUACUACGUACUCAUGUGUUGGAGUUUUUAUGCAUGGAAAAGUCGAAAUCAUCGCCAAUGAUCAAGGUGAUAUUCUUUCUUAUUUGAAUACAUUUUUCAUGAGAAAUUCAACAUGUUUGAAAAACAGUCCAUGAAUCCUCUUCUGUUCGAGAAAAUGUCGUUUUUGGUGUUUUUCUCAUAAAAUUGAGGAAAAAUUAGUUGAGACAACCCUACUGGACUGUUUUUACGGUUCUGUUUCUAAAAACUCAUCACAAUCUUGCAGGUAACCGAACAACUCCGUCAUACGUCGCGUUCACCGACACUGAGCGUUUGAUCGGAGAUGCCGCUAAAAACCAGGUCGCCAUGAACCCUCACAACACCGUUUUUGGUAAGUUAUUGUAUUUCCUUCAAUUUUAAACUUAAUUAUUGUUUCUUCAAUACAUUAUUUACAGAUGCUAAACGUCUGAUUGGACGUCGUUUUGACGACCCCGCCGUUCAGGCUGAUAUGAAGCACUGGCCCUUCAAAGUCAUCUCGGCCGAAGAAGGAAAACCCCGAGUUCAAGUCGACUACAAAGGCGAGGCCAAAGUCUUCACCCCUGAGGAAAUCUCAUCCAUGGUCCUCAUCAAGAUGAAGGAAACUGCUGAGGCGUUUUUGGGAAGCACUGUUAAGGUGAUCGCGUUUCGAUUAUACUCUCUCUCAGAUAGAAAUGUAAAUAAUUUAGAUUUUAUGAAUUGACGUCUUUUGACAUAGUUUUUUUACUUAAAAAAUGUCACCAAAGCAUUACGAAAUUUGAAUUGGAAAAUUCGAAAAAUAGCAUAUUCAUAUCAGUACAUGAACUUUUAUUGAUCGCCGUAUGAAAUUCAUGAUGUUUUCCAAUCUGCGUGUUAGUUCUUACACUUGAAACACGAUCGAUUGCACCAUCAACAAUUUUUCUUAAAAUUCAAAGGAAAUUUGUAGGAUGCCGUCGUCACCGUCCCUGCCUACUUCAAUGACUCGCAGCGCCAGGCUACUAAGGACGCCGGAGCCAUUGCAGGCUUGAACGUCCUUCGUAUCAUUAACGAGCCCACCGCUGCCGCCAUUGCUUACGGCUUGGACAAGAAAGGACACGGCGAACGCAACGUCCUCAUCUUCGAUCUUGGAGGCGGUACCUUCGAUGUUUCCAUCUUGACCAUCGAGGAUGGAAUCUUCGAAGUCAAGUCCACUGCUGGUGACACUCAUCUUGGUGGUGAAGACUUCGACAACCGCAUGGUCAACCACUUUGUCGCCGAGUUCAAGCGCAAGCACAAGAAAGACCUGGCCUCGAACCCUCGUGCUCUUCGUCGUCUCCGCACCGCUUGCGAACGCGCCAAGAGAACGCUUUCUUCCUCUUCGCAGGCUUCGAUUGAAAUCGACUCCCUCUUCGAAGGAAUCGACUUCUACACUAACAUCACUCGCGCCCGCUUCGAGGAGCUUUGCGCUGACCUUUUCCGUUCCACCAUGGACCCUGUUGAGAAGGCUCUCCGUGAUGCCAAGAUGGACAAGAGCCGCGUAAGAAGUUCAAAUUAUUGACUUGAAUAAAGUUUAAUCUUUAGGUUCACGACAUCGUUCUUGUCGGAGGUUCCACCCGUAUCCCGAAGGUCCAAAAACUGCUUUCGGAUCUAUUCUCCGGAAAGGAACUCAACAAGUCCAUCAACCCCGAUGAGGCUGUCGCCUACGGAGCUGCCGUUCAGGUAUUAAAAAUCUUUCUUCUUGCCAUCCAUGCUAUAAAAAAAUACUUGAAAAUUGAACUUCAGGCUGCCAUUCUCUCCGGAGACAAGUCUGAAGCUGUGCAAGACCUCCUUCUUCUCGACGUUGCUCCUUUGUCGCUCGGUAUCGAGACGGCUGGAGGUGUCAUGACGGCGCUCAUCAAGCGUAACACCACCAUUCCUACGAAGACUGCUCAGACCUUUACCACCUACUCGGACAACCAGCCUGGCGUGUUGAUCCAGGUCUACGAAGGUGAACGCGCCAUGACCAAGGACAACAACCUUCUCGGAAAGUUCGAACUUUCUGGAAUUCCACCAGCUCCUCGAGGAGUUCCUCAAAUUGAGGUUAAAAAAUUCAUAUUACUUUGUUAUAAGUUCUAUUCUUCUAAAGGUCACCUUCGACAUUGAUGCCAACGGUAUCUUGAACGUCUCUGCUCAAGACAAGUCGACCGGAAAGCAAAACAAGAUCACCAUCACCAACGACAAGGGACGUCUUUCAAAGGUAUUUGAUUUUUGACUUUUGAUUCAAAGUUUUAUCAUUUUAUAGGAUGAUAUCGAGAGAAUGGUCAACGAAGCAGAGAAGUACAAGGCUGAUGAUGAGAAACAAAAGGAGCGCAUCGGUUCAAAGAAUUCUUUGGAGAGCUACGCGUUCAACAUGAAGCAGACGCUUGAAGACGAAAAGGUAGUUUUUGAAGUUUAAUCGUGAUAUUACUCAUUUUGAUCUCUUACAGCUCAAGGACAAGAUCUCCGCUGACGACCGAAAGAAGAUCGAAGAUAAAUGCGAAGAAGUUAUCAGGUGGCUGGACAGCAAUCAGACGGCCGAAAAGGACGAAUUCGAGCAUCAGCAAAAGGAGCUCGAAUCCGUCUGCAAUCCCAUCAUCACCAAGCUGUACCAAGAAGCCGGAGGCGCUCCCGGUGGUGCUCCUGGUGGCGCCGCACCUGGAGCCGGUGGUGCUGGUGGUCCAACCAUCGAAGAAGUCGACUAA